AUGACAAAUCGCGAGAGGUUUGAUGCUAUUGAUGAGACGAUUGACAGCUUGGAAGAUCGUAUCGGAGGUCUAAGCGAAGGGCAAUCACGCAUAGAAUCACGCAUUGACGAAGGUCAACACCACCACAAUCAGGCGAUGGCUCGACUCAAGAAGAUGUUUCACGCCAUGAAUCAAAGGCUGAAUCGACCAGGCUGGCGUUCACCGGGAAGGGGCAAAUCUAGGUCGAACACGCGAGGGUUGACGCAACCAGAGGAUGAGGAGGACGAGACCGACAACCGGUCACAAAGUACUAGUAUUGGUAUCAAAAAGACCUCCGACUGGCUAGAUGGAGCUAGAAAGCCUGGAUCUCGAGCUGGUUGCCGGUUGAACGUCCUCGAACUUGCAGAACUCUUACACAGAAGGCGGUCUCGAGCUGUUAGAGCCAUCCUGACUGUUAGAGACUAUUAUGAGGCGUGGGCCACUGUGGUAGCGUCAUGUUGUCUUACUCAUGUAAGGGGUUUAAUUCCCCUAAGAUUCCACCUUAUCUCUAAGCUCUCUUCAUUAGGUGGUCUGAUAGUGGACUUGGCCUCAAUUCCUCGAGCUGGUAGGUCAUCGAUAGUGAAUGUUGUUGUCCUGUCCAUCUGGUCGAUCAUUCGACCAGCAUCCGUUGAGACAAUGGCCGACGAAGCCAAGGCCAAAGGCAACGCCGCAUUCUCGGCCGGCAAUUACGACGACGCCGUCCGCCACUUCACAGACGCGAUCGUCUUAGCACCCACCAACCACGUCCUCUACUCCAAUCGAUCUGCGGCCUACGCUUCCCUCAGCAAAUUUUCCGAGGCCCUUUCCGAUGCGCAGAAGACCGUGGAGCUCAAGCCCGACUGGGGCAAGGGCUACUCGCGCCUGGGCGCGGCCCAUAUGGGCCUCCACAAAUAUGGAGAGGCCGUCUCCGCCUACAAGAAGGGCCUCGAGAUCGACCCAAACAAUGACGCCCUCAAGUCCGGGCUCGCAGAUGCGGAGGCCGCCACGGCGCGGAGCUCCAGGCAGCCUCGAGGAGGGCCGGACGGGAACCCGUUCGGGGAGGCGUUCGGGCCGGAGAUGUGGGUCAAGCUGGCGAGUGACCCCAGCACCCGGGGGCUUCUCCAGCAGCCGGAUUUUGUGAAGAUGCUGCAGGAUAUUCAGAAGAACCCCAAUAAUUUGAACCUCUAUUUGCAAGAUCCGAGGGUUAUGCAGGCAUUGGGGGUGCUGCUGAAUUUGAAGUUCCAGACGAGGGACUCUGAGCAGGAUGUGGAGAUGCCCACAGCAUCCAGUGGUGGGUCUCCAGAGAGGAAGAGACCUGCAGCAGCGGAGGCUGAGCCCAUGAAGGAGGAUAAGAGGCCGGAAAAAGAGCCCGAGCCCGAGCCUAUGGAGGCUUCUGAGGAGAGGGAGAAGAAGGAGAGGAAAGCGCAGGCAUUAAAAGAAAAGGAGUCUGGGAAUGCCGCGUAUAAGAAGAAGGAUUUUGAUACCGCCAUUGAGCACUAUUCGAAGGCAAUUGAGUUGGACGACGAGGAUAUUUCUUUCAUCACUAAUCGGGCUGCAGUUUACCUGGAGAUGGGAAAGUUUACUAGUGGCAUUAUAAGAAUCUAUAGUUGCCCGAUACAACAUUGUGAUUUCCCUGUUAGAUCUAUCCACCGAAUUUGCCGUGCAGAUUCCAGUAAAGCUGUUUUUAGAAAGCUUUGCUAUUUGUAUUGGAUCAAGCUUGGUAGAUCAUAUGAGGACUGCAUCAAAGAUUGCGACAAGGCUGUAGAAAGGGGUAGAGAAUUGAGGGCAGAUUUCAAGAUGAUAGCCAGGGCCUUGACAAGAAAGGGAUCUGCCCUAGUCAAGAUGGCGAAGUGUUCAAAGGAUUAUGAACCUGCCAUUGAGACUUUCCAGAAAGCUCUUACUGAGCAUCGCAACCCGGACACACUGAAAAAACUCAAUGAUGCUGAGAAGGCAAAGAAAGAUCUCGAACAAUUGGAGUACUUUGAUCCACAAAUAGCAGAUGCGGAGCGUGAGAAAGGUAACCAGUAUUUCAAAGAGCAGAAGUACCCUGAGGCUAUCAAGCACUACACAGAAGCAAUUAAGAGGAACCCGAAAGAUCAUAAGGCAUAUAGCAAUAGGGCUGCGUGUUACACAAAACUUGGGGCCAUGCCCGAGGGACUCAAAGAUGCUGAAAAAUGCAUCGAACUUGAUCCAACAUUCUCUAAAGGUUAUACCAGAAAAGGUGCUGUACAAUUUUUCAUGAAAGAGUACGAGAAAGCAUUGGAGACAUACCAGGAGGGAUUGAAGCAUGAUUCUCACAACCAGGAAUUGUUAGAUGGUGUUAGAAGGUGUGUAGAACAGAUAAACAAGGCCAGUCGUGGAGAUUUGAGCCCUGAGGAGUUGAAAGAGAGACAGGCCAAAGCAAUGCAGGAUCCUGAGAUUCAGAACAUCCUUACAGAUCCAGUAAUGAGACAGGUGCUGGUUGACUUACAGGAGAACCCAAAAGCUGCACAAGAACACACCAAGAAUCCUCUUGUCAUGAACAAAAUACAGAAACUCAUCAGUGCAGGAAUUGUUCAGAUGCGAUAGCUUUCUUUUCAAAACUCAGUCUGGAAAUGUGUGUUUGUCGACAUUCUCCCGUUUGAUAAUUUUUUUCUGAUGUGAUUGUUUUGUUACUGCAGUACUUGAUAAUUUUACCUGAAACUCAUAAGCAACUGCGUAAAUGUGAAUGAGGAAUUGUU
Striga asiatica is the source of this 2717-nucleotide messenger RNA. Lineage: Eukaryota; Viridiplantae; Streptophyta; Magnoliopsida; Lamiales; Orobanchaceae. The record is from the annotation of a GenBank genome assembly.